GGGGUUAUUGUGGAUGAUGAUAAGGGGCUAGCGAGAAGUAGGGAACCUCCCAAUAGAGGUUUCCAUUCUGAGGGUAAGUUCUCAAGAGAGGAGGAACAAAAUGAAUCCAAAGAUUGGAAUGGGGAUAAAUCAACUGGCCUUGCACUAGACACAGUAGUUCCUAGCUUAGGUCAUAAUACUAGAUCUAAAUCUAGAUUUAGGGAUUAA
Ilex paraguariensis (yerba mate) is the source of this 207-nucleotide messenger RNA. NCBI's taxonomy places the organism in Eukaryota, Viridiplantae, Streptophyta, Magnoliopsida, Aquifoliales, Aquifoliaceae. The record is from the annotation of a GenBank genome assembly.